AUGGAAAAGUACCCAAUUGUAAUAUUGGUUCAACAAAAAUCGAAGCCAGUAAUAGAAUUUGGAUCUGUACAAUUUAGGUGGAAAGAAUUAUACAUUGAUUACUUAAAGACGAUAGAUUUGAACCAAGUAUUACCUUCAGCUGUUAAAACUACAGAAAAAUAUAUAGUUUUCAAUAAUAUGACAUCGCAGCAAAUUGCUUCUUUUAAGGUAACUGUAAAAUUAAGUAUUAUAAAAAAUCUAAGUUCAGUUAAUUGCACGUUUACAUUCAAGGGCUCGAAAUCAAGAAAUAAAAUGAAUAAAUCAAGGAAAUUACCAACGGCAAAUAAAAAUCUGUUGACCGAACACAAAAUAAAUAAUGAUAUACAUAAAGAAGAUUCAUUGUUAUUAGCAAAAUCUCAGGAAACAUUCUUAAAAGAUAAAGUAUUAUCUGACAGCAAAGAUAUACCUACGAAAAAAAAUAUAUUAAAUAGCGUAGUUAAAAGUGCAACAGAAUUGAACAACAACGAACACGUACGCGUAAUGAGAUCAAAAUCUUGCUCAACAAUAGAAACUUCAAAGCGUUUUAAUAUUUUAAAUUAUAUUUUUGGUGAUGGUAUUGGACCAUAUGGUAAUAAAGUUUAUUGCGUGGGAUAUUUUACAGUUGAAACAGAUAAAAUAACAAAUAAAACAUCAGAUAGUCAACCCAAUGAGGGACAAAAUUCAGAAAAGUCAAAUGAAAGUAGGUUUAAUUAUAGAUUAUCUGACGUUCAAUGUUCUAAUAGAGAUCAUGUAAGUGAUACUAAAAGCUUGCCAAACGUUGGCUCUUUUUUCUUACCAGCUGAAAUGGCGGAUAUGGUAAACGUCACCCAAUGUAAACGAGUUGAGUGUAACAAUAGAGAUCAUCGGGGUAUAUCGACAUCGGGUGAACGUCAAGUAUUGCUUAACUUAGACAAUUUGAAUAAGGAAUGCUGUAAUAAAACAGGAAAAGUUGAAGAAGUGUUAGGGGGUGUUACAGCUAGGAUGAAAUUUGGAAAAGACCCGUGUUUUUGUACAUGUGAGUGUACAUUUGGGUUUACAAAGAAAACAACUUAUUGUGGUGUUUGUGGUGGCUAUGAAAAAAUUGGCGAAGACUUAGCUCGCAAGCCAAAGACUGAACUGCCUUUUCCUUGUCCAAUUUUCCACAAAAUUUUAGAUAAACGCAAAUUAAAGUCAUGCAGUACAUCUGGCAGUGAUAAUAUAAAAGAGAGUAAAAAAAGAGAGUAUAAUAUAGAUAGUAAAAAAAAGAGCGAAUCAAUUGAUUUAAAAAGUAUAAAAGCAGUUUCAAAAUCUGGAACUCCAUCUGACAGACGAUCAAAUGUAGAGAAAAAAGGCGUUGGAUCCGAAAAAGAAAGAAAAAAAUCUACAAAAAGAAGAACAGACAGUAAAUUCAAAUUUAAUUAUGGUUACAAAGCUCCUCAAAUUGGGCAUAGUCAAUGUGCGAUGCCAUGCUCUGGAAAAUUGGUUCCAGUACCAAAGCGUAUGGGUUGGCUGUGGACCGCUGACAACGUGCUAGGCGUGAAGCAUAAUCCUCAGUGGAAGCCUGGAGCUAUCCACAAAUUUGUGCACAGGUUAUUAAAAAUAGCUAAGAAUCCCGGAGAAGUGGUAGCUAAAAAGAAAAGAAAGGACAUUGGUAAGAAAAAGCGCCCCUUAAAAAGGCCAUUGUUAGUAGUACACAAGAAGAAUGGAGAAUAUACCGUUACUAUGGAAACAAUGAAGAAUUACUCAAAACGUAGACAACUUAACCAGCAUCCAUACGAUGAUAAACCAGUUAUGACUUACACUAUUGGAAGAACAGAAGAAGAAAAUCGUGCCCGACAAAAAAAGAAAGAACGCGAACAAAGACGCCUUGAGAGAGCCCAGCGUCUUUAUCUUCAAAGUGCAUUUCAAGACAUGUGUCAUGAAAUUUGUCUUAAGACUUAUCAACAGGCAUUAGGUAUUCUACCAGAUGCCGAGGAUCCCCAAUGCCCUUGUUACCUAGCAGAACUUCGUCCUGACAAAAUAAAUACGAACGUUUCUUGUUCAUGUUCAGAGGAGGCAUCUUCUUUUGACUCUGAUACAGAUUCAGAUGAAUGGAUUGUCGAGUUUACACCACCAAAUGCUACUUUUAUUCCUACUUUUAAAAGUAAGAAAAUCGCGACAGUCGAUAAUUCGUCACAGUAUACCUAUUUAGAUUUCAGAGUGAAGUUAUUUGAUAGACACGGCAAUCCUGUACCUAGAUUCUUUAAAGGGCCUGAUGGAAAACAGCAAUGUAGUGAUUUAGGUGGAUUUUGGAGUCCUGAUCACAAAUGGUUAGAAAUAAACGUGGAUGGAUAUAUUGCCCCCGAUGGCCGUUGGGCUCCAAAUUCUUUUAGAGGACCAAAUGGAGAAACAGUUGAUACCGAAACAGGAAAAUUCCAAGCUAAUAACGACAAAUGGCUUGUAGUUGGAGUGGAUGGGUUCGUAGAUGGAAAAGGAAGAUGGCAUUUUUACCCCAAGCCCAGAAGCAUUAUGACUCAUAAAAAACAACAGGCAAGUGAAGAAAGAAAAAUUGGCACACAAAAUAAAAAAGAAACCAACUUUUACAAAACUUUAUCCACAUGGAGCUGCUUUGGUGAUGCUACUCCUAAACAAUUGUCUACAAUGGGCAUUGUUGGACAUGGAACUGAUCGAAAGUUAUUGGCACAAAAGUUACAGGAUAUAGUUGCACAUGAUAAAACAGCUAACACUCCGGUUAUCAAUACCAAUUUUCGGUAUUCAAAAAAACGUAAAAACCUUAGGGCUAAGAGUCCGGUGACAUCAACAAAUUGGGGCAUGGAAUACUUCCGGGCGAAGUGCAGUCAUCCAGUACCAUCAGAUAAAGGUAUAGAAGCAGUUGACAUACAUGGUAACAAAACAUAUUUUCGUCUUAAAGAGUACAGGAACAAAAGACCUAAACAAAGAAUGGCUAAUUUAUUAAAACAGGGUAUAAGUUUGAGUUCUUUUCAUGUACCUUGUUUACACUCCUUUAUAAGUUCUGAAAUUAUGAGAAAGCAACAGCGAGAGAGACUUAAAAUGCUUGCGGCAAGACAUGGUGAUUCCAAAGAUUAA
Molecule: messenger RNA, 3084 nt
Organism: Parnassius apollo (apollo)
Lineage: Eukaryota; Metazoa; Arthropoda; Insecta; Lepidoptera; Papilionidae
Source: the annotation of a GenBank genome assembly